Molecule: messenger RNA, 735 nt
Organism: Angiostrongylus costaricensis
Lineage: Eukaryota; Metazoa; Nematoda; Chromadorea; Rhabditida; Metastrongylidae
Source: the annotation of a GenBank genome assembly
AUGUUUCCUCGUGGUGUCCAAUAUGGCACAUCUGUAUCGAGUUUCGAGAAACGUCAUUCUAAACCGAUAGUCGAUUUCGAGGAAGGAGCAUUCCCUCCAGAGGAGGCUAGGCUUCGAUGUCAGUUGGCUGCUCUUUACCGCCUUGUCGAUCUCUUCAAUUGGAGUCAAGGAGUUUUCAAUCAUAUGACCGUUCGACUUCCUGGUGAUCUGAUGGAAAUACUGAUCAAUCCGUUUGGUCUUUUAUAUCAUGAACAGACUGCCAGCACGUUAGUCAAAGUAGAUCUGGACGGGAACAUUCUCCACCCAGGAAGCACUAUUCUUGGCAUAAAUCAGGCUGGGUACACUUUACAUUCUGCCAUCCAUGGUGCUCGUAGCGAUUUGCUCUGUGUUAUCCACCUUCAUACACCAGCAGUGGCUGCUAUCUCUGCCACCAAAUGUGGUCUCCUGCCUCUAUGUCAAGAAUCUAUGAUCGUUGGACCAGUCGCCUAUCAUGAUUAUCAGGCAAGAUUUUUCUACUCAACCAAAAUUUGCUAUUCUGUAGACGCAAAGGAUUCACAAUUCAAAGGAAUUCUUGUCGACCUCAAAGAACGAGAAUCAUUGGUGGAGGACAUGGGCUCAUAUAACGUCAUGAUUUUGAGAAAUCACGGAUUCGUCGUCGGGGGACGAUCUAUCGAAGAGGCGUUCCACUUGACGUACCAUCUUAUUCUAGCCUGCGAAACACAGGUCAGCACAUGA